Molecule: messenger RNA, 1313 nt
Organism: Spea bombifrons (plains spadefoot toad)
Lineage: Eukaryota; Metazoa; Chordata; Amphibia; Anura; Pelobatidae
Gene: NEMP1
Product: nuclear envelope integral membrane protein 1
Exons: 9
Coding region: 6-1280 (424 amino acids)
Cellular component (GO): nuclear envelope
Source: RefSeq, a predicted model, not a curated record
UUGUUAUGGCGGGAGAAGUGGAAAGAGGAGGAGAUCGAGGAAUGGCUUUUUGGGUUGUGAAGGUGCUGCUGGUUUUAUAUCCUUUAUUGUGCAGUUCAUCUGCAGAAAAUAAGUUGCAAAUUAUUACACUUACCGAGGGGUCAUUUGGCCGAUAUGAUGUGUCUCAAAAUUUCUGUUACAAGAAAACUUUGGAGCCAAAGUGGAAUGACCUUUGGACGAAGGUUCAGAUCCGAAUAAACAGCACAAAAAUGUUUAGAGUUACCCAAGUGGAUAGUGAAGAAAAACUGAAGGAAAUGGAGAGCUUCACUAUUUUUGAUGUUUUCUCUUUCCUGAAAGAAAAACUGAAUGACACCUACAUCAAUGUGGACCUUCACAGCAAUAAAACCUGUAUUAAAGUUCAUGUUACCGAGCCAGGCACAAGUUACACUUUAGCUCUUUCUCGGGGCUUUGAUCCCAAACUGUUCUUGGUUUUCCUUAUUGGGCUUCUCUUGUUUUUUUAUGGAGAUUCACUGAGCAGAAGUCAGCUGUUUUAUUACAGCACAGGAGUGAGUGUAGGAAUGGUUGCUUCUAUGCUCAUACUUGUCUUUAUGCUGUCUAAGCUCAUGCCCAAGAGAAGCCCUUUCUAUGUAUUGCUGCUUGGUGGUUGGUCGUUUUCCCUUUAUAUCAUCCAGCUGGUCUUCAAAAACUUUCAAGAAAUCUGUAAGGAAUAUUGGCAGUACCUUCUGGGUUACUUGACCCUUGUUGGCUUUAUCAGCUUUGCUGUUUGCUAUAAAUAUGGCCCCUUGGAGAACAAGCGUAGCAUAAACCUGCUUAACUGGACCCUACAACUUGUCGGACUUCUCCUGAUGUUUGCGGGGAUCCAAGUGCGGCAGAUGGCCAUCACUGUGAUAGUCAUUGCUUUCUGUACAAAACAGAUUGAGUAUCCGGUGCAGUGGAUACACAGACUAUACAGAACUUUAGUUAAGGCCAGGGCCAAACCAGUCACCCCACGGCUGCUAACAGAAGAAGAAUACAGAAAGCAAGGAGAAUUGGAGACUAGAAAAGCUUUGGAGGAGCUGCGGGACUUUUGCAAUAGCCCCGAGUUUUCACCUUGGAAGAUUGUGCCGCGAAUCCAGUCACCUAAGAGAUUUGCUGAAUUUGUUGAAGGCUCGUCUCACCUUACACCCAACGAGGUCUCGAUUCACGAGCAGGAAUAUGGUUUCUUAGAAGAACUAUUUCGGGAUGAGAGCGACGAGGAAAUUGUAGUUGACACGCAGACCAAGUUUUCACCUAUUCGGUAGCAUUUUUAAUAUCCGUUGUUUGGACUCCAAAGC